AUGUCAGACUAUACUAUUGAUUCAAUAGCAAUGGAAUUAAGAAAAGAUUUGGGUAGAUUAGGUGUGGAAUCUAAUUCUUCCAAAAAAAUUAAGAUAAUGUCACAUGCCUUAAAUAACUAUUACUCAGUGGAAAAAGUGGAAUUUCUAUCCAAAAAGAAAGUUAAAGAAAGUAAAACUAUUGAAACUGUCAUUAAAGAUCUAGUGUAUGUCAAAGAUCCAGUAUCUCUAGUUAAUCAUGUUUGCAUUGCUAGGGGACUAGAAGUCGAGAACGUUAUUAUUCGUAUAAGAAUAGAUAGUGGCCAAGGAUCUUUAAAAAUUAUUAUUAAUGUUUUUAACAGAGAAGUAAAUUAUGACUCCAAAGAAACCAAGAAUACUGGAGUGAACAAAGUUAUAAUAUUGGCUUUUGCCAAAAAUGUUUGCGAAAGCCACACAAAUCUUCAAAUUCUUAUAGAAAAAACAAAGCUAAACAAUUUAAAGUUUUACCUUGCUGCAGAUCUUAAAUUAUGCAACAUAGUUUUGGGUUUGUCAGGACAUGGGGGAAAAUAUUCGUGUUUAUUUUGUGAUGGUGAUAAAACUAAUCUUGGAGAACUGAGAACUUUUAAUAUGCUUAAGAACACGUAUAAAAACUUUGCUGAAAGUGGAUUUAAAAAAAGCUCCAUGCAACUCUAUAAGAAUGUUAUACAUCCAUGUCUCCUGGUUGAGUCUGGAGAGAUGUAUGUGCUUGAUGUCAUCCCUCCUCCAGAACUUCAUUUAAUGAUGAAGAUUAUAACAGAAAUUUCAAAUGUCUUCUGUAAGGAACCUGAUGUUGCUCUUUGGUUAAAAAAGCAUGGAAUUAUUUGGCAUGGGUAUAAUGGAGGUGGACUGGAUGGUAGAAAUGCUAACAAAAUACGAAAGCUUUUGCCAAAUUUGGAAAAAUUUAUCUUAGAUAACUUUUCUUCUUAUUAUCCAGUUGUUGAACUGUUAAAGUCUUUUUCUUCAGUAGUAAACAUGUGUUUCGGAAUGAAACUCCAUGACGGUUAUGCUGAUGCCAUUGCAACAUAUAUAAGGAAGUUAAAGGAAAACCAAGAGUAUGUGAAGACUACAUUCAACCACAAUCUUUCUAUGGGAUGGAAAGGUCAUAUAAUUGAACACCAUCUUGUCAUGUUUUUAAAUAGAACUAAGCUGCCAUUGGGAGUAUUUUCUGAACAAUGUUCUGAAUCUGUUCAUCAUAAUAUGUUGAAAACACUGAGCAGAUUCUCAACUUCAGAAUUCAGAGAGAACCAUGGAGAGCUUCUUAGAAAGGCAAUAGUUGAAUAUUCAAGUCAUAGAAUUUAAGUUUUUUCUUUGCUAUUGAUUACAUAAUUAUACAUAUCUUGUAUACUAUAUAGUUUUGAAGAUUACAUUAAAUCAGUAUAUAUUAUGGAUUAUAUUAUACUGU
Hydra vulgaris (swiftwater hydra) is the source of this 1417-nucleotide messenger RNA. Lineage: Eukaryota; Metazoa; Cnidaria; Hydrozoa; Anthoathecata; Hydridae. The record is from RefSeq and is a predicted model, not a curated record.